Poecilia latipinna (sailfin molly) is the source of this 1582-nucleotide messenger RNA. RefSeq lists its product as uncharacterized. The record is from RefSeq and is a predicted model, not a curated record. The transcript is spliced from 6 exons. The coding region runs from base 163 to 714 and encodes 183 amino acids. Lineage: Eukaryota; Metazoa; Chordata; Actinopteri; Cyprinodontiformes; Poeciliidae.
GAGGCUGAGCGCUGACUGGAUUCAUCAUCUGCUUUCCGCUCCGCGCUCAUUUUCUUCCAACACUGCAUGGAGUCUGUUGAUUUGUGUUUUAUAACACUUCACCGACUUCACGCUUGAAUCUACUCUGCAGCCUCGGGAAAAGACGCCAUUUAUUUUACAAACAUGGAAAAAGAAAGACGAUCCUCUGAACAGUACGGAGCGACGGAGAAACAAACGGAAAAUGUCAUCUCGAUGGCCGACUCUACGGUCACAGUGGAGGACAUCGAAGGGGAGCUGUUCAAGAUUGAGCGGAUACGUGAGAUCCUCGUACGAAGAGAAUCAGAGCUAAGAUACAUGAUGGAUGACAUUCAGCUCUGUAAAGAAAUUACAAGGCUGAAACAGGAGCUGCAGAAAAUUGUCACAACUCCAGACAAAGACAGGUCCACAGAAGACGGAGAGAAGGAAGAGGAACUGCUGAAGCAGAUAAACAAGCUGGUGGAGACCAGAGACUUCCUGGUGGACGACGUGGAGUUUGAACGGCUCAGGGAAAGAGAGGAAGACAAGGAGAUGGCAACUUUCCUGGAGUCCAAAUUUCCCAAUUCUUUGGCCAAAAAAGGUGCUCCGCGAGAUCGAAGGGUUGCAUCACAGUCCCAGCGGACAUCCAGUCCAUUUCUCACGAAAGCCGGACUGACGCUGCUAAAAGACUGCUGUGGCUUCACCUGCUCCGUCAUGUGAAGGAGUGAAAAGCUGCGUGUGUGUGUGUGUGUGUGUGUGUGUGUGUGUGUGUCUGUGUGCGUGCGUGUGUGAACACAAAUGGGACUCCUCAGUGUUUUUACGUAUCCAUUCUGUGGGUUUCCUUUAAUGACAAAUGAUUCUUUAAGUGUUCAAUCCACUUAAGCGUUUACUGCAUCACUGCCACAUUGGAGUUUCAUGGACAGAAAAACAAAACGUCGAACAUGAUUGUGACAUGUGGCUUUUGAAUGUUUGUACACAUAAAAUGUGAAAAGUGUGGUGUGCGUUUGUUUUCAGCAACUUUUUCCUGCAAUUGGAGUUGACAAACUAACACAAGUUCAGUCAAAUUGGAUGGAAAUUGGACCAGAUUUCAGAAAAUGUUCACAAUUGGGCAGUAGCCCAGGGUGCCAUUUUUGAGAGGAGAAUUGAGGGGCGUCAAAGAUUUUAUUUUAUUUUUUAAAUCAAUGUGUAUUUUGCAAACAUUUUACUUUAUAUAAAACUCUUAGAUCCACAUCAGGUGUAUUGUAUUAAUAUUUUUGGGGGAUUUUUAGGAAAAUCAACAACACUCAAUUAUUUGAAAAGUCAAGUUUAAUUGUGUAGCACAUUUCAGCAACCAGUUGUGAAACAAGCACUACGCUGACAAAAUGUACCAAUUAAUGUUACAUUGUUACAUUUUGUCAAAUGCCAUCAUCAAAAUCAUCAAGCAAAUACACACAAAAUAUGUUAUUAUGAAUCAAUGGCAGCUGUGGGUUACACUUGCCAAUCUACAUGUUGCUCUCAUCUGACCAGAGCGUUGGCUUCUAAUCACCUAAAUAACUCAGAACAAACUGUCUGUAGCAUAAAAUUAAAUAAAUUCAGUGGUUGUAACCUC